UAAUGCAUUCAAAAGGACUAAUAUCAUACUGCAACAUUUGCGAAUGUCCAGGCACACAGAUGCAGCAGGAGACGUACUAUUGGAAAAAAAAGGUUGUGCAGGAGUGAUAACCUUAAACAGACCAAAGUUCCUAAAUGCUGUGACUUUUAAUAUGAUUCGGCAGAUUUAUCCACAGCUAAAGAAGUGGGAACAAGAUCCUGAAACUUUCCUGAUCAUUAUAAAGGGAGCUGGAGAAAAGGCUUUCUGUGCUGGGGGUGAUAUCAGAGAGGUCUCAGAAGCUGGAAAGACAAACCAGAAGACAAGUCAAGAUUUCUUCAGAGAAGAAUAUACACUGAACAAUGCCAUUGAUUCUUGCAAGAAACCUUAUAUUGCACUUAUUCAUGGAAUUACAAUGGGUGGGGGAGUUGGUCUUUCUGUUCAUGGGCAGUUCCGAGUGGCUACGGAAAAGUCUGUUUUUGCAAUGCCAGAAACAGCAAUAGGACUAUUCCCUGAUGUGGGUGGAGGUUAUUUCUUGCCAAGACUUCAAGGAAAACUUGGUUACUUCCUUGCUUUAACAGGAUUCCGACUAAAAGGAAGAGAUGUGUACAGAACAGGAAUUGCUACACACUUUGUAGAUUCUGAAAAGUUGAGCAUGUUGGAGGAAGAUUUGUUAGCCUUGAAAUCUCCUUCAAAAGAAAACAUUGCAGCUCUCUUAGAAACUUACCAUACAGAGUCCAAGAUUGAUCAAGACAAGCCUUUUGUACUUGAGGACCACAUGGACAAAAUAAACAGUUGUUUUUCAGCCAAUACUGUGGAACAGAUUAUUGAAAACUUACGGCAAGAUGGUUCAUCUUUUGCCCUAGAGCAGUUGAAGGUAAUAUUUGGAUCCUUUCUGCCCUAA
Molecule: messenger RNA, 880 nt
Organism: Carlito syrichta (Philippine tarsier)
Lineage: Eukaryota; Metazoa; Chordata; Mammalia; Primates; Tarsiidae
Product: 3-hydroxyisobutyryl-CoA hydrolase, mitochondrial-like
Exons: 10
Coding region: 44-880 (278 amino acids)
Biological process (GO): L-valine catabolic process
Cellular component (GO): mitochondrion
Molecular function (GO): 3-hydroxyisobutyryl-CoA hydrolase activity
Source: RefSeq, a predicted model, not a curated record